UAACAUGUUAUUUCUUUAAGAAACCCUAAAUCUAAUGAAUUGAGGACAAAUCUUCAAUUCUCGAAAUUCCUGACAACAGAAGGCCUCCGCAAGAUCCCACCGUUGAUCAUAAAAGUCUCUCACUUCAAUCCGACGGCCACAUCUUCGUUCUUCAUCUCCACCCGAAUUUUCAAGUUUCUCGUGUUCUGUUUUUUCUGCUGCACAUCGUUUCGAAUCACAAACCGGAAUCGGAAUUAAUUAUUCCUUUCUCGGAUAUCGUUAUCCCAGUUCUGAAUUAUCUUGCCCUCGAUUGGUAAUUCCGAUGAUCUUUGGCAUUGACAUGAAGGUGAAAAGCAGUAAAUUUACACAAGUUUGUACAAAAGAGUAGUGAACUUGGAAGAGUGUGAUACAAAUUGAGGAGUGAGCAAUGGAUGACAUCUGUGGCAGCGAUGAACCCAUGCAUAUGAAUGAUGAUCUGCAUUUGCAAUACAUGCAAGAGCAUGAGCAUCAUCACGGGUUGGACCAUAUAAGCAAUGGAAAUGGGGUGGCUGAUGAUCAUGAUAAUGGAAGUGGUGGAGCUGAACUUGUCCAAGCCGAUGUCCCGUCUGACCCCAUGAAUCUUUCUGAUACGCAUGAUGGGAUGAUGGACCAUGGCCCCGAAAAUGGAGACCAGCUCACAUUGUCGUUUCAGGGUCAGGUUUUCGUGUUCGACUCUGUGUCACCUGAGAAGGUUCAAGCUGUGUUGUUACUAUUGGGGGGCCGUGAAGUACCUCCAAGCAUGCCUGCUGUCCCAGUAACCACGCAGCAUAAUAAUCGGGGCCUUACUAGUACUCCACAACGGUUGAGUGUCCCUCAAAGACUGGCUUCACUAAUUAGAUUCCGUGAAAAACGGAAAGAACGAAAUUUUGACAAGAAGAUUCGUUAUACUGUUCGAAAAGAGGUAGCACUUAGGAUGCAACGAAAGAAAGGUCAAUUCACAUCUUCUAAACCCAAUAAUGAUGAUUCUGCAUCAGCUGUCACAAGUUCGGGCUCAAACGAGAGCUGGAGUCAGGAUGGUAAUGGAUCCCAACAUCAAGAGGCUGUGAACAAUUUGGACAAGGCAGGCUUGGAAGAAAGAUAUUUAUAGAUUUUAAGGAAAGCAAAGAAGUCGAUCCAGUAGCUCUUAUAUAUUUUUAGAAAUGCAUAUAGCUUUAUUAAAACCCUGAACUAUGAGAAACCAAAACGAGUAUACAGAACUGUCAUGUGGUUAGUAAAGUCUGGUGGUUUUUGAUGAAGCACCACUAUUGAAGACUUUAUCACUUGUACUGUUAAAUGUAAAGAAUAUGCAAAUUGAAUGGAGUCAAUGGACUUCAUUCAAAUUGAAUGGGUCAUGAAAUAGGACAAGACAUUAAUGUGGAAUAACAAGGUAAUUCAGCUGUAUAGAAGAUAUUGUAGAGGAACAAACAUAUUUUUGUAAUUAAUGCAUUUGAAGGUUGUAAUUUUAUACUAGGUUUAAAUUUGGAAAGGAUAUAGCUGUAAGAAAUUGAGCUUGUGGUGACCUGCUGAAGUACACUGCUCUGCUCAUGAUAUGCUAUCUUAUCUCUGAUGGCCAAGGAUAUUUUGGGUUUUGGGGCAGAAAAGGCUAUUACGCUUUGGCAAUGUUUAGCUUUGGCUUUGGCUUUGGACAGGUUGCUUUGAAAGAAAUGAAAAGAAUUUUGAUGAUAGGGUGUGGAGGAGGUGGAUUCUGUUUGGGAUAGAAUCAGAUAUCUAGCCUUGAUUAUCUAAGCCAUUAAAGGCUUUUUCCUUUUAACUCAACUUUCGUUUUCUUCUUUCAUUAAAUGAAAUUUUAAGUUUCCCAUAAAAUAUGACAUAAUCUUUGAGAGUAGAAUAAUUGUGGUGCGAUACUUGUGCAAGUAGGGUUAUAUUUUCUCGGCUUCUCUUUGUCAAAAUUUACACGUGUGAGCAGCUUGAACUGAGACCAUAGUUUUAUUGCUUUCCAUGAGCAUAUAGUGAAAAGAGCAUUUACCCCUACACCCAAGGUCUCAAGUUCGAAUCCCUCAUCUCCAAA
Messenger RNA from Prunus avium (sweet cherry), 2026 nucleotides. Lineage: Eukaryota; Viridiplantae; Streptophyta; Magnoliopsida; Rosales; Rosaceae. The record is from RefSeq and is a predicted model, not a curated record.